AUGUCUUUCACAGUUCUAUCAGACAAAAAUGUCAACCAUAUUCUUGACACCCUAGCGUCGUCAGAGGUCAUUGAGUUGGCCAAUGCCUUGGAGAAAGCUCUCAUCCAAUACUCAUGUAACAACGAGCAACAAUACCAGCCUCAUCGGGCUGUUGUCGACCGUGAUGGACAAGUCAGUCUAUUUAUGCCUGGAACUACCGACCAGCUACUCGGCGUAAAGAUCGUCGGAAUCACUCCAAGCGAGAAACUGAAGCCUUCAGAAGCCGGUCUCAAGAGUGUUUUGACGUUAUGCGACGCUAGAGGCCAUGCCAUAGGUACUUUGAAUGCAGCUGCUCUGACCGCGUUUCGAACCGCUUUGGGCUCAAUGCUUCCCUAUCGAUCCAGACGCAAGACAGAAAACAUUGUUGUGUUUGGGGCAGGAGCACAAGCUAUGUGGCAUAUCCGAUUGGCACUACUGCUUAAGGAGAAGGACAUCAAGUCAGUGACUAUUGUGAACCGUUCUGCUGAGAGAGCUCAGCAAUUGGUUGAGUCGCUCAAGGGAAACAAACAAUCUCCAUGGCCUUCACACAUCAACUUGGAGGUCUUUGACUCCAAGAAUGACCUCGAGUCUCUGGUCGUCGAUGCGGAUGUCUUGUUCUUCACGACCCCCAGUACUCAACCUGUGUUUCCUGCAUCUUACCUCACAUCGGAGAAAGCUAGAAGCAAAACUCGCUACCUCGCAGCAAUUGGCUCAUACCGUCUUGACAUGCAAGAAAUUGAUCCCGAACUACUAAAGACAGUCAUCGACCCGUCAGGUCCUUUUGCUGACGUUGGAUAUCAUGGGUCCUUAGCUGUUGACAGCCGCGACGGAUGUCUACAAGAAGCUGGAGAGCUGGUCAAGGCUGAAAUACCUACGGAUAAAAUGCUCGAGAUUGGUCAACUGUUCCAGACGAAGAAUACAGAAAACCCAGAUGAUCUUAACAAAUGGCUUGAAGAUGGGUUUGUCAUUUACAAGAGUGUUGGCACGGGUGUCAUGGAUUUGGCAAUUGGUCGGGAACUACUUCGGUUGGCCAAGGUCAAGAAUGUCGGUUUGACUGCUGAAGACUUUUGA
Molecule: messenger RNA, 1089 nt
Organism: Fusarium venenatum
Lineage: Eukaryota; Fungi; Ascomycota; Sordariomycetes; Hypocreales; Nectriaceae
Cellular component (GO): cytoplasm
Source: RefSeq, a predicted model, not a curated record